Molecule: messenger RNA, 2435 nt
Organism: Lingula anatina
Lineage: Eukaryota; Metazoa; Brachiopoda; Lingulata; Lingulida; Lingulidae
Product: golgin subfamily A member 7
Biological process (GO): protein targeting to membrane; peptidyl-L-cysteine S-palmitoylation
Cellular component (GO): palmitoyltransferase complex
Source: RefSeq, a predicted model, not a curated record
CCACGAAUUACCCGGAUGCUGAGAGGAACCAUGUCUUCGAAGCAGAAUCAGAAGACGAUGUAUUGAAGUUACUAUGAAGCGGAAAUGUGAUAUAAGUGCUCAUGAACUACUUUCUUACAGUAUGCUUUUGUAGGCCAUAUAAUGAAAUAAUCACAACCACACAAUGGAUGAUUUAAACCGAAUCCCGACACAUCACAGUGCAAAGAUAUUUUUACACAGAGACUUCUCAGAUGGGACACCUGUCCGGUUUCAGAACAAAUUUCCCCAGGAAUUACAAGACAGGAUUGAUUCUGCCCAAUUUACAGCAACUGUCAACCACAUUAAUGAAAUCUAUUCAGAAGCUGAAUCAUUAGGGAGCAGGACAUACUGUGAAAGUUGUUUUGCGUGUCUCUCGGCUUACUUUCUUUACUUGUGCAUUGAACCCCAUUAUACCAAGUGUAUAAAGAAAGCAGCUAGAUACAUUGAAGAACAGAACAAGAAUGUCUAUCUUCCCAAGGGACUUAUGAUAGUUGAUCCAGCAGAGAGAGGCCUCAGAGUGCUUGAAAUUGUCAUUCUUAGUGAAAUAGCUGUAAGAUGACAACAGUCUAACCUUUGAUGGUGAACACGGACAAACCAAAUGUCCAGAAACUGUACAUAUUAUAUUGGUAGAAAAGGACUGUGGACCAUGCCUGACACCCAUCAGAAACAUUCACUAUUUAUUGGAUUAAUUACAACCACGAUCUAUUUGUUCACUAAAGUAAAUUAAUAGUGUUGAAAUAUCCUUUUUGGUAUUCCCACUGGUAAGAAGUGUAAGAUUUAUUCUGACCCUCAAUUAUUUAUUAAAUAUCCAUAGUUUGUCAACAAUGAUAUAAAUAGUAUAAGCCUUUUUUUUAAGCAGCUAUAUUAUAUAAACAUAUUGCCAAAUGUAUGGAUUGAUAACUAUAUUUCAGACUAUAUGCAUCACCUUACGAAGCCCUGUAAUGAAGCUCUAUGUAGUACAUAGAAUAAAACUGCCUUAGAAUCAAGAAUGGUCGUUUCAUCACAAGUUUGGCACAAAAUAUACAACACAGGCAUGUAGAAUUGAGAUUUUGAAUUGAAUUUUAUGUAAUUUUAAUGUCCAUGCCUGUGAUAAAUGGUGCUAUAAACAGAUAAGUUGAUGUAAAUGAUAGAUUUCCUCUCUGGCUUCCUCUUCUUGUCACUUCACUCCUGAACCCUUGGUUUCUUCCAUAUUUUAGUUGGUCCUCAAACUAAGUAUCAUUAUAAUAAGCUGGAAAUAGAUAUACAUUUUGAUAACUAUUUAAAUGUCAGACAUCAGUAUCGAGAAUUAUAUUGUUGCAUAGAGUUGGCACAGCAAUGCAUGGUAAGACUUGUACCAAUUUCAAUAUUGUCAAGGAUAUAUGAAAAUAUUUUUAGUGAAAGUAUCUGUAUAUAUAUAUAUAUAUUUACGUCUGUCAAAUUUAGAAACUGUUUGGUGUUACUAAGUUGUUACCCAUGUAUAAAAAAGAUUGUCUAUUAUUCUGAUGCUGUAGGUAAAUUAUUUGUCUUUUUGUGUAGACCUUCAUGAAGGAAUACAGCCAUUGACAACAAGUUGAUAAAUAAAAAAAAAAGUGUAUUAAAAAUUUUGACAAUUUAUGUAGGACAUGCAAGCUGAUGUAAUUGUGAAAAUGUUUAUUUCACGUAAAUGUACUUUAGAAAUAUGUUUUACUAAAAUACAACUCUUUUAAAAUGUUUUGUCAUAUUACAUUCUCUGAAAAUUGCCUUUUAAGUCCUUGUCCUGCAAUUAUUUGAGUUUUGUCCGUUUAGUUUUUCAUAAUUUAUCGGCCUAGGAAGUUAUUUGAAUUAUAAAUUGUCAUAAGUUAUAUAUGUCAUCGGCAGUUUACGAACAAAUGGUAGUGUUUGCUUACAUUGUAAUUGUAUGCAAAUCUCAGACACAUAAAAGUCAUGGAGUCAUUUUUCAGUGUGAAUCAAAAGAAGAAUUUUAUCAGUGUAUAUACAGAAAUUUAUUUUAAGGAUGUUGUAAAAAAUUGGACUUUUUAGAAAACAUUUCCAAUUGUACUUGGUAAGAUGAAAACACAAUGGAGCCAAAGGGUAAGCCUAUGUAUUAAAAUGCAAUUCAUCUAGCAUUUAAAAGCCUAGUUAUAUAAUCUUACACAUUCUCUAAUAAUGCCAUCAGGACAAGUAUUCUAUUGCAGUUUUCUCAUAACUGCAAUUACUUUUUAAAGUAUGAAUACAACGGGUACAACAAUGGAAAAUAAUUAUGGCCAUAAUUCAACCCAGUGUAUAUAAUUCUUGGUGCCAGAAAUAGUUAUAAACAUCUGAUACAUUGUCAAAUGUCUGUGUAGUGUAAAUAUUACUGUUUUGUAUGCCUUGACAGCAAGCUUUAACAGUGGACAAUAUAUCACUGCUUGUAUUUAGGUCUGUAUAUUACUGUAAUAAAAAUAAAGGAAUGCUUGAAA